This is a messenger RNA of Daldinia caldariorum, 2908 nucleotides long. RefSeq lists its product as uncharacterized. The record is from RefSeq and is a predicted model, not a curated record. The transcript is spliced from 4 exons. NCBI's taxonomy places the organism in Eukaryota, Fungi, Ascomycota, Sordariomycetes, Xylariales, Hypoxylaceae. Gene Ontology annotation, molecular function: zinc ion binding; DNA-binding transcription factor activity, RNA polymerase II-specific. Gene Ontology annotation, biological process: regulation of DNA-templated transcription. The coding region runs from base 333 to 2450 and encodes 705 amino acids.
CCUGGGGGGAGUUACUACGAAUUCUCAACAUUCAGCGCAGGCCUGAAAGCUUCCCCGUCGUUACCUACCUACCUAUCUAUCAUCCAAUCCUUUAAUUCAGCCAAGGUUCAUCAAGAAUAAUAACUACCUACCUUAGGUACCUAGGUUAGGUAGUUAGGGGACAUUAACGGAACCGUUGGAAACCCUAGCUGUUUGACCUAAGAUUUCGCGGGCUGGUUCGUUGGACUGGGCUUAUACGUUAAACGCGACUUAUAAUAACUACUUGCUUUAAAGUUGCAACUGCGAUAACACUACGAUAGUACCCGUGGACGUCAUUGUUGGAUUUCGACAAGAUGGUGUACUGCGGGAAGCCCUCGAGGGGGUGUCAGAUGUGUAGGACGAGGAGAAUCAAGUGUGAUGAGACAAAACCCACAUGCAACCAGUGCGCCAAGUCGCGCCGGCAAUGUCCCGGGUACAAGGACGAGUUUGAUCUGAUAUUGCGCAACGAGACGCAAGCUACGGAACGCCGGGCGCGGAAGGCGAGCAAAAAAGCCCCGGUGCCGAGGACCGACAAGUCGCCGUCCGCCGGCUCGGGAGAAGGGACUAUGAUGAUGUCCUUACUAUUCACUAACAACAACAGCAGCAACAACAACACUGCGAAACAACCUAUACCAGCAGCACACCACCACGCCGUCAUCCGCCCGCUCAACGUGUCCGUGGAGCACCAGGCUAGCUGCCACUUCAUCUCGCAUUUCAUCCUGACGCCGAGGGACGGGAGCGGCAGGGCUCUCAUGGACUACAUGCUCCCGCUGCUGAAGGACAGUCCCCAGGCCCACCUGCAGCACGCCUUCAACGCCUGCGCCAUGGCCUUCUUCAAUAAUCGCGGGGGCGUAUGCAGCAGGUUUUCCGACCAGGCGCUGCACGAGUACACGAGGGCCCUCAACGGGACGAACACCGCUCUGAGGAACCCCGAGACGCAGUUGGCGGACACGACGUUAGCGGCCGUUCUACUGCUGGGCUUAUUCGAGAGCAUCACGGCCAAGCAGAUCGGCAUGAUGAACUGGGGCUCGCACACCGAAGGGGCCAUCCAGCUCGUCAAAGCCCGGGGCAAGAAGCAGCUCAAGACUAAGAUCGGGCUGGCGCUUUUCAUCGCCGUCCGGACGCAGAUGAUCAUCCAUAGCCUCACCUCGGGAACGGCACCUAUCAUGGGACCGGAGUGGUGGAUCGACGACGCGAACAGGAACGACACGGCGACGCGGUGCCACCGGAUCAUGAUCAAGCUGGGGGAGCUGCGGGCCGAGGUGAUGCGGCUGAUGAACAGCAUGGCGAAGACGCCGGAGAACGUCGAGAUCAUGCACGACAUGCUGCGGCGGAUCCAGACGGUGGACCAAGAAGUGGUGGCCUGGAUGCGCAACGUGCCGGACGAGUGGCGGUUCCGGACGGUCGCGUGGGAGGACCACGUGCCCGACGGCGACUACUCGAAAGCGGAGGUGUUCCCGGGCCGGGUCGACAUGUACCGCGACCUGUACAUUGUCAGCGUGUGGAACACCUCGCGCACGGCGCGCCUCGUGCUCGCCUCCCUCGUCGUCCGCUGCGCGGCGUGGAUCUGCAGCCCCGUCGACUACCGCACGACGCCCGAGUACGCGACCGCGGCGCGCACGUGCGUCGACACCAUCACCGACGUGAUCGCCUCCGUGCCGUACCAGCUCGGGUGGCACCUGAACAAAGACCGGAGACGGCAGCACAUCUUCCUGCAUCAGCAGCAGCAAGAACUACUAGUACAACAACACCAACAACUAUACCAACAAGAACAGGAGCAAAUGCAGCAACAGCAACAAAGCGGAUUCCCGUGCGGCGAGGAAGACCACCCCAAGGCGAUCGCGGGGUACUUGCUCACGUGGCCGCUGAUCUGCGUGCACAGCCAGGACUACACGACGGACACACAGCGGGCGUGGAUCCACGGGCGGCUCAAGCACAUCGGGGACGAGCUGGGCGUCAAGUACGCGCACGUGCUGCGGCAGCUGCAGAUCCGGAUGCCGAGCAUGCUGAUCCGGAGGGACGCGCUGAUGGCGAAGCAGGCCAGCUCCAUGCACGAGUAUUUAAGGAGACAGCACCAACAGCAACAGCAACAAGUACGGAGUGGGAAUGGGCAGGCGCAGAGCAGUAUGGCUAUACGGAUCAAGACCCCACUGACGACGACGACGACGACGACGUUUGCGCCCCCGGUUCCGCCGGGGAUGUCGGCGGGCGUGUAUGUCGGACAGGCGGCGCUGGACGGUGGAGGGGUUAAUAGUGGUGUUGGUAUUAGUGUUGGUGGGAUAGAUGGCGGUAGCAGUGCGCUACAGCAUAUCCAGGCGCUGCAGAAGGAGCGCUUCGAGCAGCAUCGCGCGGAACUGCUGGCGCGUGCGGCUGGGGGCCGGGACGCGGGAGAGAGCCAGAAGUGGGUUGCGCAGGGGUGGUUGGUUGUGUGAUGCUAAUGCUAACGCGCGCGGACGAUAUUUGAUGCUAUUGGAGUUCAUGGAGUUGCUAGGGAGGGAGCCGACGUUACGGCUUGGAACUGGUUACGGUUACUAAUUUACGAUAGCCAGGUCAAGGCAGGCCAGGCUAUACUAAUUAACACCAAGUGCUUUUUUACCUGAGCACUUGUAACCGACCUAGCUGCCUGCCUACCUUAGGUAGGUAUGAAGCAAGGGGAGCUUAGCCUAUCAAGAUUCAAAUUAGACGGCCUGAAGUAAAGCUUAGACGAAUAUCUAGAACUGGGGUCGGAGUCGGAGUUGGAAUUGGAGGUUGGAUGGGACGGGAUUCCCGCGGCGCGAGGACGCUAUGAUGCUUAUACCCGUACCCAUACCCGUACCCAUCUCGUUAAUACAAUUACCAGGGGGACUGGGGCUGGGGCUGGGGUUUGAGUGGAUUCGGAGGCCUCGAUUGU